UGUGAGAUGGGGCUCAAAGAGGAGAAAUUCUAGGGGGAAAGGGGGCCUAGAGCUAUCUCCAUCUUCAGCUCCAGAGUUUCUGGUUUCUGUUCAAGGACAAAUGGCACAGCAUAUCUUCCAAGAUCAAGAACAGAGGACCUCCAGGCAGCAGAAUAGAAAAUCCACUGAUGACACAAUGAAACCAAAGGAAAUACAGCUAACAAUCACCGAAGCCCUGUGGGACCAAGUGUUAAUGGCUUUUAGGGAUAUACAAAAGGAGCUGCAGGAAGAUGCUCGGAUUCGAGGGAUGAGCAACUGCUCCACAACACUCAGGUCAUCUACAUCUGGGACUGGAGACAUGUCUUGAAAGAAGUUGCUGUGGCCAACGUUGGAGAGGUUACUG
Molecule: messenger RNA, 382 nt
Organism: Zalophus californianus (California sea lion)
Lineage: Eukaryota; Metazoa; Chordata; Mammalia; Carnivora; Otariidae
Gene: LYLDT1
Product: chromosome 9 C12orf54 homolog
Exons: 8
Coding region: 101-346 (81 amino acids)
Source: RefSeq, a predicted model, not a curated record